Microthlaspi erraticum is the source of this 1014-nucleotide messenger RNA. The record is from the annotation of a GenBank genome assembly. NCBI's taxonomy places the organism in Eukaryota, Viridiplantae, Streptophyta, Magnoliopsida, Brassicales, Brassicaceae.
AUGACAUGCGAACAACAAAAAAGCUCCGUCGCCGGGACUCGAACCCGGGUCUCUCGGGUGAGAGCCGAUCCACUUAGUCGAGGAACUACUCUUGCUGUGGCUUUACCUCUUCUAUCCGUUGCGAGCAGCGUUUUGUGGAAGGUGGUUCCGGGAGGGAAAGAGAAACUGGUGUUCUGGAUUGUUUUCAUCGGCGAUACGUCUUCUUCUCCUCUGGGAUUGAGCUUGUUGGUGCGAGAUAAUUUUGGUACAUGUCAGAGAAGCUCUCAAGCUUUUACUGUUAUUGGCAAUCUGAAUCGUCAAAAUGCCGCUUUGCCUCUUCUUAAAAGGACUUGCUUGGCACUUCCUACACAAAGACGCAAUGCUAUGUUCGUCCGUGCCAUGAGUGCUUCCAUUGGUGAUACAUCUGACGAUUCAGCUGCUGUUUUUCCUCGGAUCAAUGUCAAGGACCCAUACAAACGGCUUGGGAUAAGCAAGAUGGCAUCAGAGGAUGAGAUUCAAGGCGCGAGGAACUUUCUCAUAGCGCAGUACGGAGGUCACAAACCAAGUGUUGAUGCGAUCGAAUCAGCUCAUGACAAGAUCAUCAUGCAGAAGUUCCAUGAGAGGAAAAACCCGAAGAUCGACAUCAAGAAGAAAGUCCGACAAGUGAGGCAGUCCAAAGUUGUCAGCUUUGUUUUCGAGAGGUUCCAAACUCCUCCCACUGCGUUCCUCAUCAAAACGGCAGCCACGUUUGCAGUUCUCGGCCUUCUUACGGUUCUGUUCCCGACGGAAGAAGGACCGACUUUUCAGGUUCUGUUAUCGGUAAUAGCUACGUUUUACUUCAUCCACCAGAGGCUGCAGAAGAAGUUCUGGUCUUUCCUUUACGGGACUGGAUCUUUCAUCUUCUCGUGGCUCCUUGGGACCUUCUUGAUGGUAGCUGUGGUCCCGCCGUUCAUUAAAGGACCAAGAGGUUUCGAAGUCAUGUCUUCUCUCUUGAGCUACGUUUUGCUUUGGGUGGCUUCCAGCUACCUUCGGUAG